Messenger RNA from Volvox carteri f. nagariensis, 1340 nucleotides. RefSeq lists its product as uncharacterized. Gene Ontology annotation, molecular function: transcription coregulator activity. NCBI's taxonomy places the organism in Eukaryota, Viridiplantae, Chlorophyta, Chlorophyceae, Chlamydomonadales, Volvocaceae. Gene Ontology annotation, biological process: regulation of transcription by RNA polymerase II. The record is from RefSeq and is a predicted model, not a curated record. Gene Ontology annotation, cellular component: mediator complex. The transcript has a single exon. The coding region runs from base 18 to 458 and encodes 146 amino acids.
CUUUUGUUUUGUUCAACAUGUCGAGCGACCUGCUAACUGAGCUGCAGCGACAAUUGCGAGACGUGAACGACCAAUUUGCAAUUGUCAUAGAGCAACUUAUUCACAUCGCUCCACCAGCACCUUUGGAAGGUGAUAGCGGGCAAAUUGUCGCGGAGGAGCCGUCGGCCGUAUCCCACGCAGAGCUACAGGUGAAAGCACUCGAGCUCUCCAAGGGGAUUGCCCAGCGCUUCAAGGACAUCAACACCAUCAUCAGCAAGCUUCCAGAUGCUUACGAGCCUCCCGAAAAACAGGAUGCCCGGAUAGGUGUUCUGCUGCAUGAGCACCACGCGCUGCGCAAGGAGCUCGGCCUGGUGAUGCAAGAAGCGGAGCGAAAACUGGAGGAGAUCCAUGGCUGCUAUGAGGCAAUCGCGCAGCACACCUUGCGACAGGCUGGCAAAAUGGGCACAAGCAACUCGUAAGCACCGUGCUGGUGACGCAGGGGGGUUGGGCGUGCGGUUUUAGCAAGGAACCUUAGAGGCUAAAGAUGAUCAGUAUCAAGGGAACAAUGUCCGCAUGAGGGGGGCAGGAACGAGGUACAGCGCUCGCUGCCGUGCUGCGUAGGCUGUUGUUAUGCGUCCCGUGUUGCAUCGCAUAUUUCGCACGCGGGAAGCCCCCGGUCGGUCACAAAACGGGCUUCGGAGUUCUGACUCUGCAGAACUGAUGUAUUCAUAAGCUAUCCAGGAGAGCUCUGGUGGGGAAUAGGACAAACUUUCCGACGGAAGGUAUCGGCGGAUGCUUUGAUGGCGGAUGAGGUUCAACUGUCUGUGAGAUAGAACUGUUCCAUGAUUUCAUUCUGGUGGAUGCUCGUUAGCAAGUCACACGCGGCUUUCACAAUAACUGACAACAUGCGUCAUAGACGAAAGGGAUGCAUGAUAGCAUGCAUUAUGGUUUUAGGUUUUAUGCGAAACCUCCGAAAGGGAGUUGCGCGGCUCCCAAGUCUCCAUGCUAGUGGGUCUCCCUGCACGAUUCCUGUGCUGCGCCUUUGCUGGUCUAUGGAGUUUCUGCAUCCGCCGUCGUAGUAGUAAUAGCUCGGAGAAAUCUGAACAAACGGUGUAAGCUGUUUGGGGGAAGCUUGGACCCGAUUGGGGAAGCUGUAAAGUAUGGCUUUCGUCGCUUCGUCACUGUCCAUAGGUGACAGUUAUAACGCUGCCAAAAUUAGGAACGGUGGACACGCGCGCUUCGUGCACAAUACAAGGGCAUUUUGAUGUAUGCGACUUCUGUGGAGGUUAUUGCCUGCUGUCCUUGGCUGUGCGGUGAACCAAACUGUUGGCAGAGGAGGUGGCCAGAUGGUGUAAAACAAU